This is a messenger RNA of Daldinia caldariorum, 1779 nucleotides long. RefSeq lists its product as uncharacterized. Gene Ontology annotation, molecular function: metal ion transmembrane transporter activity. NCBI's taxonomy places the organism in Eukaryota, Fungi, Ascomycota, Sordariomycetes, Xylariales, Hypoxylaceae. Bases 1 to 1413 code for a protein of 470 amino acids. The transcript has 4 exons. Gene Ontology annotation, cellular component: membrane. The record is from RefSeq and is a predicted model, not a curated record. Gene Ontology annotation, biological process: transmembrane transport; metal ion transport.
AUGGAUCCGACAUAUUUCGAUUAUUCGGGUAUUGAGGAAGUCGAGUGCCAUGCCGCGGGCCUGGAAUUUCGAAGUGAUGAGACCACGAGCUACUCCAGGAUAGACAAACGCGAGCUAGCUGACGUAGCUUCAAGAUUCAUCGCGAAUGAUCCAUCCUCAAAGACUACUGGACUUUGUCUUCUCAUAGAAGACAUUGGGCCUAGUGUUAUGGAGAUCUUGGGUGGAAUCCUAGAUGUCGACCCCUAUUUCUUCUGCGGGCAUAUAGAAAGAAAGUUCGUAGAUAUCGAAAAGGACCCUCCAUCAUCCCUCAUGACAGCGACCCCAUCCCGCGUCGGCUCUCAGAACUUUUCGAACCUUCACUACCAACGACCAAUCGAUCUGGGAGCACUUGACUCGUAUUCUAGUAUCCCACAUGAUCUUCGUCUUCGUGGAAGUGCUACAACGCGUCGUAGAGCGCUUCCAGAGCUAUUCGGAAGAUACGUCGGACUUAUUCGCUCGUGUUUCUUUAUAUUUUAUAAGAGAAUUGAUGAUGAGCGAUGGAUUUGUCUAAUGCUGAUGGAAUCCACAUCAACUGAUAUUAUAGGCUGUCUCUCGGCGUGUCCGAAAGCUGGUCUGCUGCUCGUCGUCCUUCGUCAAGUCCCUUACAGGAAUAGGAGAGGCAGCAUCAGCGGAACGCCGAAAUUCUCAGAGUUCCUCAAAGACCCUAGUUCCAGGGCUGCGCGACCUAUAUCCAUGAUGGACGAGGUUUCAAGGCUACUACAGGAUUGCGCCGAGGCGUCGGCGAAACCGUCGUCAACUUACGACUUGAUUUUUCUCUCGACAGGUCCAAUCAACCUCAUCAUCGACGAAUGGCUAACAUAUUCCCUCAUUAUGAACCGAUACAUCAAAGUCGAGGACGUCGUCGACUUGUACCGGUGGCGGCGAAGGAGCCAGCACAGCCUGCAUAAGCUGCAGGUCCUAAAGUGGUUUGUUGAAUCAUCGAUGAGCUCCUCCAAGAGACAUCCCGAAAACAUUCCACCUGUCGAAGAGGCGGAGGCUUUGACGCGGGAUAUUGACCACAUCAUAGCGCAGAUCGAGCAGAAUGGAAAUGCUCUGGAAGCGAUGAUACCUAUCAUGGCGUCUAUAAUUCAGCUGCUGGACUCGCGUAGGUCGGUUGUCGAAACGAUAUACGUUAAACGGUUGACGUAUAUCGCCAUAGUAUUCAUUCCGCUUUCCUUCGUCGCAACUCUUUUCAGUAUGAGCGACAAUUUCUCGAUAGCUGGUACGGGAGUCUGGAUAUAUGUGGCCACUGCCGUGCCUCUUCUGUUAGUGGUCUUGGUUGUUUCUGGUUUACCUACUUACGCCGCUUUGCGGAAGGUAAAAUCACUUUGGCGAGGAGACAACACGAGGUUGAAUAGAACAUACUCAAAUUGAGUAGAUGUCAUAUUAGAAGAGUGUAAGGUACCUGUAGUCAAACAAUUAUCCUAUUGUAUCUAUCUGUUUUCCACAGUUAAUUCCUUUUAAUGUGGAAAGAUCGGAUAGUCGGGGGGAUAUUACUGAUAUCUAAAGUGCCUGUCCUUAUAUCACCGUCCUUACUACCCUGGUCUGAUACUUUGCAACCUCCUUGGCAGGAUUAUACAAGCGAUAGGUACAUAGAUUCUAGAAUAGGUACCACACUCGCCCCUUAUGACAGUGACCUUCAUGGAAUGGCCCACAUAGCGAUGGCUUGUUGUGCCAACAACGAAACGGAGAGUAACAGUCGGAAAUGGUGACAGAGUAACAAACGGUCAUGCCCUCUAU